GGGCUGAGUUGGGAUGUUUCCCAACUAUCGUGAGCAGGCAGGCAGGGGAGGCAGAGCGGGCAGUGUCAAGGGGGCGAAGCGGGAGUGGACCUAGAAGCCGUGCUGCGAAGGACUUGAGCGGCAGGGGCAACUCCAGGAAGGGGCCCCAGAGCAGCCAGCAUGCCAGCCACGGGAGGGGACCCAAAGGGAGAGGAUUAUUCUACAGCCAUUCUGCGCCAGAAGCAUCGUCCCAAUCGCCUCAUUGUCGAUGAAGCUGUCAAUGAAGACAAUAGUAUUGUUAGCUUGUCCCAGGUUAAGAUGGAGGAACUUCACUUGUUCCGGGGGGACACAGUGCUGCUGAAGGGGAAGAAACGCAGAGAGACUGUGUGUAUUGUCCUCACUGACGAUUCUUGCCAGAAUGAGAAGAUUCGCAUGAACCGUGUAACCCGCAACAACCUCCGUGUGCGUCUUGGAGAUGUGAUCAGUGUGCAGGCCUGUCCAGAUGUGAAGUAUGGAAAGCGGAUUCACAUACUGCCCAUCGAUGACACCAUCACAGGCUUGACUGGGAACCUCUUUGAAGUUUAUCUCAAGCCCUACUUUCUGGAAGCCUAUCGACCUGUGCACAAAGGUGAUAUCUUCCUAGUGCGAGGUGGCAUGAGGGCUGUGGAGUUUAAAGUUGUUGAGGUGGAUCCCAGCCCGCACUGCAUUGUGGCUCCUGACACCAUUAUCCACUGUGAAGGGGAGCCCAUCAAACGAGAGGAUGAAGAAGAGAGCCUCAAUGAUGUUGGUUAUGAUGACAUUGGGGGCUGCCGCAAGCAAUUGGCUCAGAUCAAGGAGAUGGUGGAGUUGCCACUGAGACAUCCAGCACUCUUCAAAGCUAUUGGUGUGAAGCCUCCACGAGGGAUUCUCCUUUAUGGUCCCCCAGGCACUGGGAAAACUCUUGUGGCCCGAGCUGUUGCAAAUGAAACAGGAGCCUUCUUCUUCCUUAUCAACGGCCCAGAGAUCAUGAGCAAAUUGGCUGGGGAAUCAGAGAGCAACUUACGCAAAGCCUUUGAAGAGGCUGAGAAGAAUGCUCCAGCUAUUAUUUUUAUUGAUGAACUGGAUGCUAUUGCUCCUAAGAGGGAGAAGACACAUGGAGAAGUGGAACGCCGCAUCGUCUCCCAGCUGCUCACACUCAUGGAUGGCCUGAAGCAGCGCUCACAUGUGAUAGUCAUGGCUGCCACCAAUCGUCCCAACAGUAUUGAUCCUGCCUUGCGCCGAUUUGGGCGCUUUGAUCGAGAAAUUGACAUUGGAAUCCCAGAUUCAGUGGGAAGGCUGGAAAUCUUGCAGAUCCACACCAAGAACAUGAAACUCGCUGACGAUGUGGAUCUGGAGAAGGUGGCCAAUGAGACUCAUGGGCAUGUGGGCGCUGAUCUGGCAGCCUUGUGCUCUGAGGCAGCACUCCAGGCAAUCCGCAAGAAGAUGAGUGUCAUCGACCUGGAGGAUGACACAAUUGAUGCUGACAUCCUCAACUCCAUGGCUGUCACCAUGGAUGACUUCCAGUGGGCCCUUGGCCAGAGCAACCCCUCAGCACUACGUGAGACUGUAGUGGAGGUGCCACAGGUCUCCUGGGAAGACAUUGGGGGUCUUCAGGAAGUCAAACGCGAGCUGCAGGAGCUGGUGCAGUUCCCAGUGGAGUAUCCUGACAAGUUUCUGAAGUUUGGGAUGACACCAUCACGUGGUGUACUGUUCUAUGGACCUCCUGGCUGUGGGAAGACUCUGCUGGCCAAGGCCAUUGCCAAUGAGUGUCAGGCCAACUUUGUCUCCAUUAAGGGCCCUGAGUUGCUUACUAUGUGGUUUGGAGAGAGUGAGGCCAAUGUCCGUGAUGUUUUUGAUAAGGCCCGGCAGGCAGCUCCCUGCAUCCUGUUUUUUGAUGAGCUGGACUCCAUUGCCAAGUCCCGGGGUGGCGGCGCAGGGGAUGGUGGAGGGGCAGCUGACCGGGUCAUCAACCAGAUCCUCACUGAGAUGGAUGGCAUGACCAACAAAAAGACAGUUUUCAUCAUAGGUGCCACCAACCGACCAGACAUAAUUGACCCAGCCAUCCUACGUCCAGGGCGUCUGGACCAGCUCAUCUACAUCCCUUUGCCUGAUGAGAAGUCUCGUGUAGCCAUUCUCCAAGCCAACCUGCGCAAGUCACCAGUUGCCAAGGAUGUGGAUUUGAAUUAUCUGGCUAAGAUCACACAUGGCUUCUCAGGUGCAGACCUCACAGAAAUCUGCCAACGUGCCUGCAAGCUUGCCAUCCGUGAGGCCAUUGAGAUGGAGAUUAAGGCAGAACAUGAACGCCAACGUCAUAAAUAUGCCGCCAUGGAUGAUGAUUAUGACCCAGUGCCAGAGAUCCGACGUGAUCACUUUGAAGAGGCAAUGCGCUUUGCACGCCGCUCAGUCAGUGAUAAUGACAUACGCAAGUAUGAAAUGUUUGCCCAGACGUUACAGCAAAGCCGUGGCUUUGGCAACUUCAGGUUUCCAGCAGGAAAGCAGAGCAGUAGUGGAGGGGGCAGCAGCGGAAGUAAUAGUGGCCAAGGGAGCCUUUUCCAGGAGGAGGGCGAUGACGACCUCUACAACUGAUUGGCUGGGCAAUAUCUACUUUGCUGGAGCUAUUGGCCCCAUUUUUUUCAUAGCUACUGCACCCUUUCAUGUGAGGUCCUCUGCUUUUAAGGCUCAGCUCCCCCCUUCCUAAACGGGCUACUGGAAACAAACACCUCAUGCCUAAUUUUGACAUGUGAGGCCUCUUCCACUUACCUUCUCUGGCUUGGGCACUGUAAGAAAUCUCAAAGCCGUUCUUGCCCUUGUGCCUGUUGGAUGUUACGGCAGUACCCAUGGCAGUCACCAGGGGGAACUAAAGCCUAAACCGAUGUCCUGAGAGCAUAAAAAAUGCCUUCUGGAUCAGACAAAUGGUCCAUCUAGUCCAGCAUUCUGUUUCCAGCCAUUGUCAGCAAGACGCUUUUUAAAACUCACAAGUAGGAUGUAAAGCUGUCAAUUUGUUCCUUUGUCUCGUCUCAAGAGUGCCCCAAGCUGGUGCCUGUUCCUUGCAGCUUUUAUACUGACAGCUCUCAUUAAGAAACCAGCGGACUGGUGGAUCUGCAUUCUCCCAGCCCGACUUGCUAGCAAGCCCAGCCUGCUUCUAAUGACCCUGUUUAUCCCACUAGUCAGUUUUUGGAUCCUGCAUUAUUCACAUGGCCAAUGAACUCCAUGUUGUAUUAUCCAGCGACAGAAGCUUCUGGGUAUCGAAUAAACUGGAAAUGCAUGCCUACUAUUCUGUAAAAGGUGCCAGUUAGUAAAGGCCUGAAUUGUGGUGUCUCUA
This is a messenger RNA of Hemicordylus capensis (graceful crag lizard), 3319 nucleotides long. Its product is annotated as transitional endoplasmic reticulum ATPase-like. The transcript is spliced from 18 exons. Bases 160 to 2583 code for a protein of 807 amino acids. Gene Ontology annotation, biological process: autophagosome maturation; retrograde protein transport, ER to cytosol; mitotic spindle disassembly. Lineage: Eukaryota; Metazoa; Chordata; Lepidosauria; Squamata; Cordylidae. The record is from RefSeq and is a predicted model, not a curated record. Gene Ontology annotation, cellular component: nucleus; cytosol; VCP-NPL4-UFD1 AAA ATPase complex. Gene Ontology annotation, molecular function: ATP hydrolysis activity; ATP binding; polyubiquitin modification-dependent protein binding.